GUUGAUAAACACUGACAAUCUACCGAAAAUAACAUAAGCUUGGAUCAUUUUUUACAAAAGUGCAAUAAAUAUCGCCGAAGGCAAGCAUAAAUUAUGUCCAAAGUGACGGUGCAAGACAUAGAGGCCGUGGAUGAUUAUUGGGGGCCAACAUUCCGUUCGAUACUCGAGGGCAACAAUAGCAAACUGAUCAGUGAGCAACUGGAUCAACGCAUACGAAGCCAUGACAAGGAAAUUGAGCGCAUUUGCAAUCUGUACUAUCAGGGGUUCAUUGAUUCCAUACAGGAGCUGUUACAGGUACGCACGCAAGCGAAGCAACUGCACGACGAAGUCCAUUCCCUGGACACAUCGUUGCGCACAAUAAGCGCAUCGUUGAUACAACAGGGAAAUGAAUUGGUGCGGGCAAGACAGAUUGAAUCGAAUCUGGCCCGUGCCAUUGAGGCACUUAAGUCCUGUCUGCCAGCACUGGAGUGCUAUAUGAAAUUCACACAACAGGCCAAGAACAAGCAAUAUUAUCAGGCACUGCGUACGCUGGAGACUCUGGAGACGGAGCAUCUGUCACGUCUGCAGCGUCACAAUUAUCGGUUUGCCACACAAAUGCAGACACAGAUACCGAUCAUAAAAGAAAACAUACGUCGAUCGGCUGCCGCCGAUUUUCGCGAAUUUCUGGAGAACAUACGCAAGUUCUCACCACGCAUUGGCGAGCUGGCCAUAACACACACGAAGCAGUUGCAGAAGCGGGACAUUAAUGCUAUCAUAAAGGAGCACAAGCAGAAGGGCAACAGCGGAGGCGGAGCCGGAGACGAUGAUGGCAGUAAUGUUAGCGCACAGGAUUUGAUAGAUUUCUCGCCCAUUUAUCGCUGCUUACAUAUCUACAUGGUGCUGGGACAACGGGAGUACUUUGAGAAAGACUAUCGUCAGCAGCGACGGGAUCAAUCGAAGUUGGUGCUGCAACCGCCACCCAAUAUGCAUGAUAAUUUGGAGGCCUACAAGACAUACAUCUGUGCGAUUGUUGGCUUCUUUGUGGUGGAGGAUCAUGUGAAGAAUACAGCUGGUGAUGUCGUUAUCGGUAGCUAUCUUGAGGAGCUCUGGUCUAGUUCGCUAACAAAGUUUGUCAAUGAAAUCAGCAUGAGUUCCUCCUCCUGCACCGAUCCAAACAUUCUGUUACGCAUCAAAAAUCUCAUCAUGCUUUCCAUCAACACCUUCAAAUGCUACGGAUACACGGUGCAGAUACUCUGGGAGCUGCUCCAUGAUAUGCGGGAUCAUUACAACGAGGUGCUGCUUCAACGCUGGGUUCAUGUGUUCCGUGAGAUUCUGGAUAAGGAACAAUUUGUGCCGAUGGUUGUGGAGAAUGCCGAGGAAUAUGAAUGCAUUAUAGAACGUUUUCCCUUUCAUUCGGAGACGUUGGAGAAUGCACCGUUUCCCAAGCAAUUCCCAUUUUCACGCAUGGUACCCGAGGUGUAUCACCAGGCCAAAGAGUUCAUGUAUGCCUGCAUGAAGUUCGCCGAGGAGCUGACCCUCUCACCCAACGAGGUGGCCGCAAUGGUACGCAAAGCUGCCAAUUUGCUGCUCACUCGCAGCUUUAGCGGAUGUCUUUCCGUUGUGUUUCGGCAGCCGAGCAUUACUCUCAUCCAGCUAAUACAGAUCAUCAUUGAUACACAGUAUUUGGAAAAGGCCGGUCCUUUCCUCGAUGAAUUCGUCUGCCACAUGACGAAUACAGAGCGCAGCAUUUCACAGACGCCAUCGGCCAUGUUCCAUGUGGCACGACAAGAUGCCGAGAAGCAAGUGGCAGUGCGUAUAUGCUUUAAAAUCGAUGAAUUCUUCGAGCUGAGUGCUUACGAUUGGCUGCUAGUGGAGCCGCCGGGUAUUGCCUCCGCAUUCAUUACGGACAUGAUCUCCUACUUGAAGAGUACCUUUGAUAACUUCUCCUAUAAGCUGCCUCACAUUGCCCAGGCCGCCUGCCGUCGUACAUGUGAGCACAUUGCCGAUAAAAUCUAUUCCAUACUUUACGAUGAUGAGGUCAAACAAAUCUCAACUGGCGCCCUUACCCAAAUCAAUUUGGAUUUGAUGCAAUGCGAGUUCUUUGCUGCUUCAGAGCCGGUGCCCGGCUUGCGGGAAGGAGAGCUGAGUAAAUACUUUCAGCGUAAUCGUCAGCUGCUUGAUCUGCUUAUACUGGAGGAAUGGAGCACGUACUUCCAUGACUAUGGCAAGCAAGACAAUCGCUACCAUCUUGUUCAGCCACAGUCCAUAAUUGUUAUACUGGAGAAGAUACGUGAGGCGGACAAGAAGCCCAUCUUCUCGCUUGUGCGCAAAAAUGAUAAGAAGAAGCUGUUGGAGACGGUUCUCAAGCAGCUGAAGCAUAUUGCAGAGCGCCAGAGCUAGGGAGACAGAUCUGUCUAAUAAAUUAUUAUAUAAUAGACUUAGCUUCAUUAAGUAGAUUUUAUUAUCUGGCUAACUUGAGAGCAUUAUGAAAUAACCAUACAAUAAAAUAUCUCCAAGAAAAGAUGAAAAAACACACAAA
Drosophila innubila is the source of this 2518-nucleotide messenger RNA. It is a transcript of the gene Sec15, whose product is annotated as exocyst complex component 6. The coding region runs from base 94 to 2379 and encodes 761 amino acids. The transcript is spliced from 3 exons. Gene Ontology annotation, biological process: intracellular protein transport; Golgi to plasma membrane transport; exocytosis. NCBI's taxonomy places the organism in Eukaryota, Metazoa, Arthropoda, Insecta, Diptera, Drosophilidae. The record is from RefSeq and is a predicted model, not a curated record. Gene Ontology annotation, cellular component: membrane; exocyst.